Messenger RNA from Daphnia pulex (common water flea), 644 nucleotides. RefSeq names its product dual specificity protein phosphatase 19-like. The transcript has a single exon. Lineage: Eukaryota; Metazoa; Arthropoda; Branchiopoda; Diplostraca; Daphniidae. Bases 1 to 606 code for a protein of 201 amino acids. Gene Ontology annotation, biological process: regulation of MAP kinase activity; protein dephosphorylation. Gene Ontology annotation, cellular component: cytoplasm. Gene Ontology annotation, molecular function: JUN kinase phosphatase activity. The record is from RefSeq and is a predicted model, not a curated record.
AUGAGCAGCCUCAACGAAUUAUUGAAAACUAAGGGACAAAAUUUGCGCCGAGUGACUACGCGAGUGACUUUACCGAGUGGACGAGUAUUUCAUGAAGGCGACGGAGUUGCAGUGGAGAGUGAACAAUCUUACGGUUUUGUCAUCGAUAACACACCAGAUCUACAGGUUGGCCAAGUAGAGGAAGGCCUUUUUGUCGCUUCUCAAGAUGUUGCCAAUGAUGCAGAAUUGAUUAAACAGUAUGGGAUCACCCACGUACUGAACGUUGCCGGAGUUCCAUCUCAGAAAUUACUUGACCUUCACUAUCUCGAUGUUCACAUUUUGGACUUGCCCGAAGAACCGCUAAGUUGUCAUUUUGCCAAGUGUUUUGAGUUUAUAGAUGAAGCGCUUAAAAACGGUCGUGUGCUUGUCCAUUGUAAUGCUGGUGUUUCUCGUUCUGUUUCAAUCGUGGUCGCCUUCCUAAUGUGUCGUCGACAAAAGAGUCUCUGUGAGGCUAUAAGUCAAGUCAAAGCUGCCAGACCAAGAGCUCAACCUAAUGCGGGAUUUGUAAAACAGUUGAAGAUGUACGAGUCUAGUAUUUUGAACAAUGAUUCAAAACCUAACAGUUAGAGUGAAACCUUCUUAAUACACGAAUUGCCACAUGCCAA